This is a messenger RNA of Podarcis raffonei (Aeolian wall lizard), 1946 nucleotides long. It is a transcript of the gene GP1BB, whose product is annotated as glycoprotein Ib platelet subunit beta. The coding region runs from base 1136 to 1822 and encodes 228 amino acids. The transcript is spliced from 2 exons. Lineage: Eukaryota; Metazoa; Chordata; Lepidosauria; Squamata; Lacertidae. The record is from RefSeq and is a predicted model, not a curated record.
CAGGUAUCGUAUCAGUGAGUCCUCCCAUAGCAGAACAGGGAUGCUUAAGGAAUUUGAUCUUAGUGAAUUCUUAUUUUAAAAAAAUCACCUGAACUCAAUGCUGGCUCCAGAACUUGAAUAGCCCUUGGGUAAGUGGGUUAAACCACAGAGCCUAGGACUUGCCGAUCAGAAGGUCGGCGGUUUGAAUCCCCGCGACGGGGUGAGCUCCCUUUGCUCGGUCCCUGCUCCUGCCAACCUAGCAGUUCAAAAGCACGUCAAAGGGCAAGUAGAUAAAUAGGUACCACUCCGGCGGGAAGGUAAACGGCGUUUCUGUGCGCUGCUCUGGUUCGCCAGAAGCGGCUUAGUCAUGCUGGCCACAUGAUCCGGAAUCUGUACGCUGGCUCCCUCGGCCAAUAAAGCGAGAUGAGUGCCGCAACCUCAGAGUCGGCAAUGACUGGACCUAAUGGUCAGGGGUCCCUUUACCUUUAAGUGACCAGCAGUGAUCCCCCAUCCCAAAGUGGGGGCCCCUCCUUCCCAUUUCUGUUUCCACUAGUGUGCCCUUUCUGCUUCCAAAUAAGUACAACAACUCCCAUCAGCUCGUGACAGCACGGCGAAUUGUCCAGGAUGAUGGAACAUGUCGUAUAAUGCACAGUGGGCGGCCAUAGUUUCCCUGUUCAUGGUGUAGCCUCAGAUCCCCAUUGCAGAAAUCUACCAUCCUAGCAUGUGUAAAGUGUUGAAGUUGUGACAGGGACACACGAUGGAGUAGGCAGGGAUAACCCUUCUUCCCUUCAUCACACAAAGCUUGAAGGUUUAGACUCUCUGGCGAAUGUUGAGCUCAGUCCAUUUGAGAGCUGAAGAGCAGCAAUCUCCAAGGCUGCAUCUGGAUGACAAGAGGGAGCAAGUCCACAUACAGAAGUGUGGGUGCCAUUCAGGAAGGCUAGACUUUAUACUAUACACCAGCCCAAUCCCCUGAACUGUUAAGUGCACUGCCCCACAGAUUGUACAUCAUCGCAGACUAGCUUCCAUUUGAAUGAGUGGUGGAAUCUUUGGACAGAUGUUUUGUGGCCACAGCAGUCUGGAUCCUGAAACAACCUAAGCCUGCGAAGUUGAGCAAAGAGAAUUCCUUGCUUCCCUCCCUUCCUGACCCUUGAAUGCAAUGACUUCAGUCUUGUUCAGAUCCAAAGCGUUGGCCGGCUCUUGCAGCGAGAGGACUAUCACCAUCAGUCAUGGGUGGAAGAUGAUUUUCCUCCGGCUCCUCCUUCUCCUCGUCUUCCUCCCUCUCGUCACUCCAACCUGCCCUGAGCCCUGCCUGUGUGCCUCCACUCUCAUUGACUGCACCGCAAAAGAUCUUAUGCACAACAACCUCCCCACCUCCUUCCCUCCCUCAACCACCAAGCUCUACCUCAACCACAACAAUCUCACCUCCAUCCCCAAUGGGCUCUUUGACAACCUGAAAGACCUCCAGGUGGUUCACCUGUGGGCAAACCCCUGGGAAUGUGACUGUCACAUCCUCUACCUGCGCUCCUGGCUCCAGUGGCAGCAGAACCGGAGCUUUUACAGGAACGUCAUAUGCUUAUCCCCCUCCCAUCUUCAAGGCAGGAUCAUCAGCUAUUUGUCGGAGGAUGAGAUCAUUUCCACCUGUCAGUACUGGUAUUGUGGUGUGGCGCUCAUCUCUCAGAUGUGCCUUUUCAUCUUCCUCCUCGUGCAAGCGGUCCUGCUUCUCCUGGUCAUCGUCUACCUGCGUAGAAUUCGAAGGAUAGCCAAGGAAGCCAGGCGAACGGUCACCGAAUUCGACGAACGGGAAGAUACGUGGUCGAUUCAUUCUCGAAAGGGUGCAGACUGAUCAAUGGGUUGGAUGUGUGGGAGAAGAGGGGAGUUCAGCAGAAGUCCACUUGUGGAUGAGAUGGCUUUGUUUCAGUAGUAUUGAAAACAAAAAUACGCAAUAUUCAGGUGGUUUUUUUUUUUAA